UCGCCCUUCCAGCCGGACACAAGUUCGCAGUUCUUCCCAACAAUCAAUCUCGAAAAAAACGUCGAAAUGAAGGUUUUCGUCUGUUUGCUGGCGGUUUGCAGCAUGACCCACGCGGGAUUCCUGGGCGGCGGUGGAGGGGGUAGUAGUGCCGUCAGCUCCGGCUGGUCCUCCGGCGGAGGGUACGGUGGUGGCCAUGGCGUCGGCGGUGGCUACAGUGGUGGUGGUGGCUACGGAGGCGGUGGCUACAGCGGUGGCCAUGGAGGCGGUGGCUAUGGAGGCGGCAGCACGGUGAAGAUCAUCAAGGUGAUCACCGAUUCCGGAGCAGGCGGCGGCUACAGCGGCGGCGGUGGCUACGGAGGCGGUGGCCAUGGAAGCGGCUGGUCCUCCGGCGGUGGCUACGGAGGCGGCGGUGGCUACGGAGGCGGUGGCUACGGAGGCGGUGGCUACAGCGGUGGUCACAGCAGUGGCUGGUCUUCCGGCGGUGGCGGUGGAUAUGGCGGCGGUGGCUACGGAAGCGGUGGCAACAUCAAGAUCAUCAAGGUAAUCUCCGACUCCGGAUCGAGCGGUGGCUACGGCGGUGGCCACGGCGGUGGCUACGGCGGUGGCUAUGGCGGUGGUGCCUCCAGCUACUCCUCCUCCUCCGGCGGUGGUUGGGCCCCUCAGGGCGGUUGGGCCUCAAGCAGUUGGUAACCAUCACUAAAUUUCUAAUAUUUGUUGCUGUUUCUCACUGACCCUAAUUGUACAUAAUCUCCAAUGUUAAUCAAUAAAGACAGAGCGAUUUAGUUGAGCCUUGCCACCAGAA
Molecule: messenger RNA, 802 nt
Organism: Drosophila ficusphila
Lineage: Eukaryota; Metazoa; Arthropoda; Insecta; Diptera; Drosophilidae
Product: acanthoscurrin-2
Exons: 2
Coding region: 67-690 (207 amino acids)
Source: RefSeq, a predicted model, not a curated record